AUGAAGACGGUGGUGCUACUGGUGUGGAUCAGCUGCUGGAUCGAUGUAUGUACCAGUGCCCAGGGUCGUUAUGCCCAGAAAUUGCUGAAUGACCUGAUGGAAAAUUACUCCAGUGCCCUGAGACCAGUAGAGGACACGGACAAGACCUUGAACGUCACACUACAGAUCACCCUGUCUCAGAUCAAAGACAUGGACGAGAGGAACCAGGUGUUGACUACCUACCUGUGGAUCCGUCAGACGUGGUUCGAUGCGUACCUGAAGUGGGAUAAAGAGGAAUACGAUGGACUGGAGGUUAUCCGCAUCCCCAGUAACCUGGUCUGGAGACCUGACAUAGUGCUUUAUAACAAGGCUGAUGAGGAAGCAUCUGGUCCAGCAGACACCAACGUGGUGUUACGUUACAAUGGAGAGAUAACCUGGGACAUGCCGGCCAUCACCAAGAGCUCCUGUGUUGUGGACGUCUCCUACUUUCCCUUCGACUGGCAGUGGUGUAACCUCACGUUUGGGUCCUGGACAUACAAUGGCAACCAG
Molecule: messenger RNA, 528 nt
Organism: Oncorhynchus masou masou (cherry salmon)
Lineage: Eukaryota; Metazoa; Chordata; Actinopteri; Salmoniformes; Salmonidae
Product: neuronal acetylcholine receptor subunit alpha-9-I-like
Exons: 4
Biological process (GO): signal transduction; chemical synaptic transmission; regulation of membrane potential
Cellular component (GO): neuron projection; synapse; postsynaptic membrane
Molecular function (GO): transmembrane signaling receptor activity; acetylcholine-gated monoatomic cation-selective channel activity
Source: RefSeq, a predicted model, not a curated record